CCUUAAAGCCAAAACAUUGAGUUCAACUCACGUUCGAUUUGCACCCGGAAACAACGCAGACGCGCUCGGUCAUCGGAACUGCGGUGACGUCACGGGGAGCUGUCGUCACUUAGGCAGAGUUCCCGUCGGAUCCGUGUAAUGUGGGUGGAAAUUCCCGGCGGAACCGCUUCAAUAAAAGCGCCAAUGGAAGCUGUAGCCCACUCGUUCUUCGUCGUCGUCUUAAUCUUGGUCUUGGUCGUCGGAAUCGCUCGAGACCCCAAACCGCCGUGAGCGACAUGCACGCGCACGCAGUUUUCACGCUUCUGUGCUGUAUCCUGUUCCCACGGGUGACCCGUCCGGCACCCACUGCUGGCCCCUCACCAGCCUUGCGAGACGCACUAGAACGCGGCAGCAUGCUGGCGGACAAAAUCUCCAAAGACGUCCCCACCGCGCUCGCCCAGGCUUCGACGCUUGACUUCCUGCCGCUGACCGGCGACCUGCAGAUGAUGGCCACCGCCCUCCACAUCCCUCCCGCGCCCGUUCUCAAGCCUCUCUCGGCAAACUUCAACGUGGACACAUGCACGAGUCGCAUGGCAGCAGGCGUGCGGAUGUUCCAGGGUCUUCUCAGAGUUUUAUCAGAGCGCCUUGGCGAUCUGGACAGCCUUCAGGCCGACCUGCGAGACUUGCUGGCUCACAUUGAUAAGGCCCGUGAGGUGGCCGGGCCCGGCGGCGGCAAGGCCAGCCUGGAUGAGGACCCGGAUCAAUGGGCGGGGCUUGCGGCGCGUCUCCAAGGUGACUACGAGGUGCAGGCGGCCGCUCACCUGACACUCACGCAGCUUAGAUCCUUCAUGCACGAUGUCAUCCGAAGCCUCCGAGCCAUCGCCGCCCACAGGACGCCGGCACGCUAAAACGCGCCACUCGGCACCAGUCAGCCCCAGUGAGGAAUUUGAAGUGUCAAGACACGCUCCAAGCCCGCACCGUGUUCCGCACGCUCGCCUUACUUGACGCAAGGCACUUAUUUAUUUAUCUAUUGCUGUACUUUUCAUAUUUAUGACUCGAUCGUUUCUAUUUAUUUGUCAUCAUUUUAUUUAUAUUUAUUUGUAUGGAGCCCGGGCGGCCCGGUAGUCCAGUGGUUAGCACGUCGGCUUCACAGUGCAGAGGUACCGGGUUCGAUUCCAGCUCCGGCCUCCCUGUGUGGAGUUUGCAUGUUCUCCCCGGGCCUGCGUGGGUUUUCUCCGGGUGCUCCGGUUUCCUCCCACAUUCCAAAAACAUGCGUGGCAGGCUGAUUGAACACUCUAAAUUGUCCCUAGGUGUGAGUGUGAGCGUGGAUGGUUGUCCGUCUCUGUGUGCCCUGUGAUUGGCAGGCAACCGAUUCAGGGUGUCCCCCGCCUACUGCCCGAAGUCGGCUGGGAUAGGCUCCAGCACCCCCCGCGACCCUAGUGAGGAUCAAGCGGUACGGAAG
Messenger RNA from Hippocampus zosterae (dwarf seahorse), 1441 nucleotides. RefSeq names its product colony stimulating factor 3 (granulocyte) b (gene csf3b). Gene Ontology annotation, biological process: immune response. Gene Ontology annotation, cellular component: extracellular region. The coding region runs from base 276 to 887 and encodes 203 amino acids. The transcript has 5 exons. The record is from RefSeq and is a predicted model, not a curated record. Gene Ontology annotation, molecular function: cytokine activity. NCBI's taxonomy places the organism in Eukaryota, Metazoa, Chordata, Actinopteri, Syngnathiformes, Syngnathidae.